AUGUCCUCCACCCACCCCCUCGCAUCAACCAUCAAAGCCCUAACCUUCGACCUUUUCGGUACAGCCGUCGACUGGCGCAGCUCCAUCACAUCCGCCCUCACCGCCGCCGCCACGGACAAGCUGACCUCCCCAGCCUUCCCCACGCUGCCCGAAGCCGCCCGAUCGCGCCUCGAGUCCCUCACGAGGGACGACUGGUCGGUCUUCGCACAGUCCUGGCGCAACGCCUACAGCGGCUUCACGCGGUCCUUUGUGCCGGGCACGACGCCGUGGAAGGACGUGGACACGCUGCACCGCGAGAGCCUCGCCUCGCUGCUUGAGGAAUGGGGGCUAGCGGGGGUGUACGACGAGCAGGAGCUGGACGCGCUCAACCGAAGCUGGCAUUUCCUGACGCCGUGGGCUGACGUCGUCGCCGGCAUGCGACGGCUGAACGGGGUAUUCGCCACGGCGAGCUUGUCGAAUGGGAACACGGCGCUGCUGGAGGACAUGAACGCGCACGCGCAGCUGGGGUUGGGCCGGUUGAUUUCGGCUGAGGACUUCAAGCAGUACAAACCGAGUGGGGAGGUGUAUCUGGGUGCGUGUAGGAUGUUGGAGCUAGAGCCGUCACAAGUGGCCAUGGUGGCGGCGCACCUGAAGGAUCUAGCGGCCGCGAGUGAGUAUGGGAUGCGGACGGUGUAUGUCGAGCGGCCUGGGGAGGAGGAGUGGAAGCCGGAUGAGGAGAGGUCUAUCCGCUUCGGAGCCGGCGGCCCAUUUAAUCCCCGGACCGAGAAGCGGGCUCGUGGGGCUCGUGGUUCUGGUUCGGUAGAUGGCCUUGUCGACAACAUGGGGCGUUGA
Molecule: messenger RNA, 831 nt
Organism: Chaetomium globosum CBS 148.51
Lineage: Eukaryota; Fungi; Ascomycota; Sordariomycetes; Sordariales; Chaetomiaceae
Exons: 2
Coding region: 1-831 (276 amino acids)
Molecular function (GO): hydrolase activity, acting on halide bonds, in C-halide compounds
Source: RefSeq, a predicted model, not a curated record